CCUACAUUACUACUCCCUCCGAGAUUCCUUUUGUCUUCUUCUUCUUCUUCCUCUUCUUCUCCAUUUUGCUCCAAAAAUGAUGAGAGAUGUAUUCAGGCCGACCAAAUCAGCCCCGUGCUCUCCUGCAAAGCCACUUGGAAUCUCCCGCACUCAGUCUGAAUCGUUUCAUGCUAUCCACAAAGUCCCUGUAGGAGACAGUCCUUAUGUCAGAGCAAAGAAUGUUCAGUUAGUGGAGAAGGAUCCAGAGAGAGCGAUUCCUCUGUUCUGGAAGGCCAUUAAUGCCGGAGAUAGAGUGGACAGUGCUUUAAAAGACAUGGCCAUUGUGAUGAAGCAACAAAACCGCGCUGAAGAAGCCAUUGAAGCGAUCAAAUCUCUCAGAGUUAGAUGUUCAGAUCAAGCCCAGGAAUCUCUGGACAACAUCCUACUAGAUCUCUACAAGAGAUGUGGGAGAUUAGAUGACCAGAUUGGACUUUUGAAACAUAAACUCUUUUUGAUACAAAAAGGACUCGCCUUUAAUGGUAAACGAACCAAAACCGCGAGAUCUCAAGGCAAGAAAUUUCAGGUCUCCGUGGAGCAAGAAGCCACUCGGUUACUGGGAAACUUAGGAUGGGCUCUGAUGCAACGAGACAAAUUUGUGGAAGCAGAAGAUGCAUACAGGAGAGCUCUAUCAAUAGCACCGGACAACAACAAAAUGUGCAACCUUGGUAUAUGCCUUAUGAAGCAAGGCAGGAUUGAUGAGGCGAAAGAGACUUUACGACGUGUGAAACCAGCGGUCGUGGAUGGUCCAAGAGGAGUGGACUCUCAUCUUAAAGCUUACGAGAGAGCGCAACAGAUGCUCAAUGAUCUUGGAUCUGAGAUGAUGAGAAAAGGAGGUGAUGAUAAGGUUGAAAAAAGAAGGCUCUUCGACGCCAUCUUCGGAUCUUCCUCAAUAUGGCAACCUCAGCCUUGCAGUGAGCAGAACGUGAAACCAAAAUCGAAGCCUAAUUUGAGCAACGAUGGAUACGCUGACGAGAACGUGAAGGUGAGUAUGAAUCCACCAGCAGUAGUAAACCCAUUAAGGGUUGACGCAAAACCGUUCUUCUCUUCGAAGUUGAUCAUCAGUAACAACGAGAAGCUGAAGAGAACGAGAUCAUCGAGCCAAAACAUGGGAGUAUUGAGUGGUAGUGGCAAUGAUGAUCACGAGGUGGAGACAAACACGAAAAGGAGACUGUCGAUGGAGAAGAAAGCAACAGAGUGUGGAUUACCAGACAACAAAGACUUCGAAGAUGCGAUAUUGGCUGCUGUAUUGGGGACAGAAACAAAAGUGGACAAGAAGAGGCUCAAGGUGUUCCAGGACAUCACUCUCUGUAUCAAUCAGAGUCUCUAACCAAAUAUCUUUUUAUCAUUCUAAUUUUUAUAAUUUAUUAAGUUUAGUGACCGAAGCAAAAGGAGAUGAGCUUAAUUCUUCUUUGGUAAUUUAUCAAUGUUUUUUAAUUUUGUCAGCUUAAUUUUGCUGCCAUUUUUUAUUUUUAGUUCUUUUUUUACAAUUAUUGUCGUCAUUGACCAAUAAUGAAAAUUGAAGUUAUUAUAUAUAUAUUCAUUCA
Molecule: messenger RNA, 1583 nt
Organism: Capsella rubella
Lineage: Eukaryota; Viridiplantae; Streptophyta; Magnoliopsida; Brassicales; Brassicaceae
Product: protein POLLENLESS 3-LIKE 2
Exons: 4
Coding region: 77-1366 (429 amino acids)
Molecular function (GO): protein binding
Source: RefSeq, a predicted model, not a curated record